AUGCUAUUCAACGUAGGAAUCUUACGUCGAAGGCUGCCUUUCAAUGCUGCUCUAGUAAGAUUGAAGAAUCAGCCACAGUUUAAAAGGCUUAUAAAUACAUCAAAACCAGUCUAUACGAAUGGACAUGCAGCAUUCAAUGAGACCACUAACAAGAAGACAGAAAACGGGAUAAAACAAUUGAUUCAGAAGUACGGAUACUCGGCUUUAAUUGUGUAUGUUGGUGUGUCAUUAAUUACAGUGUCCUCAUGUUUCUUUGGUGUUCACUCUAUAGGUGAAGAAAAAGCUAGAAUAUACAUAAAUCGUGCCAAGAGACUGUUUGGGUAUGGAGAAGCGGAUGAGAAUAAGGUAGUUGAGAAAAUGCACAAGAAGAAGCUGGAAAACUCAACGAAGAAUGCGAAAGAUUGGAAAAAUAGCCAUUUAUUGGCAGAAUUUUUGAUAGCGUAUGGAUUGUACAAGAGUUUAAUAUUCAUUAGAAUUCCUAUUGUGGCAGCGGCAACACCGUAUGCUGCAAGAAUCUUUCAGAGGCUUGGGUUUACGAAGAUAGUUGGCAAUAAUAGGACGGUAGCUUCAAAAUAUGUAAAUGGUCAAGUUCCAAGACAAAAGAAAACGACUGGUCAGAAAUGGUUUAAUGGAUUGAUGUAG
Kazachstania africana CBS 2517 is the source of this 642-nucleotide messenger RNA. It is a transcript of the gene NAT2, whose product is annotated as Nat2p. The transcript has a single exon. Gene Ontology annotation, cellular component: mitochondrion. The record is from RefSeq and is a predicted model, not a curated record. Lineage: Eukaryota; Fungi; Ascomycota; Saccharomycetes; Saccharomycetales; Saccharomycetaceae. The coding region runs from base 1 to 642 and encodes 213 amino acids.